AUGAAGGCCAAAUGCUAAAAAAAUAUAUUUAAGUUAUAUUUUCCCAAAUUACCUUCAAAAACAACAUUAAAUAUGCUUUUUGGCUUCAGUAUUAUGUCAAGUCCAUUUAUAAAGACAUAACAUAACUAGCCACUUUUAAUGGACACUGUCUCAAAAACUCUUUUUUUUAUAUGUAAAAAUAUCUUGAUUAAACCAAACAAAACAAAAAAAAAUGGGGGAAAAUGCAUAUUACAUUUUCCCAAAAUACCUCCACACACAUUAAAUCUGCUUUUUGGCUUGAGUGUUAUGUCACGGUCCAUUUAUAAUGACAUAACUAAAAGUCAUUACACAAUACUUAGUGAAAUCCCACAUUGACGUGCUCCUGGCAAAAGGACACGAGGUGGGACACGCUAAAAAUUCUCCUCCACCCUUUCACCGCUUCAACAUAAUUUGUCCAAAUCCAUCCCGCAAUGUGCAGUUGGCAAAAUUAAAAUGGCAGCUUAAGCUAUUAAAGUGAGCAGCUUUUAAUCAUUGGCUGCAAGAAUUCAAGGUUGGUGGAAUAGAAGGGGAGGGAUUAAAGUCUUUGAACGGCAGAGCGACAUCUCCACUCUGAUCUCUACAGAGGGCCCUGCUGGUGCUCGUCGGAAUAUCCCUACUACUUCAAGCUUUGCCGAAGAGCCCGACUAGAGUCCAUGGUGCCCACGUUUCUCUCAGAGCGCGGAGUCAGGGAUGCAGCGUCGCCAUGGGUCUCAUGGAAUUUUACCUGGAGAUUGAUCCAGUCACUCUAAACCUCAUCAUCCUCAUCGCCAGCUACGUGAUCUUGCUUCUGGUCUUUCUCAUCUCUUGCAUCCUGUACGACUGCCGGGGCAAAGACCCUUCCAAGGAGUACGUUUCCGAGCCCCCUGCCCCCCAGCAACAGUCUCCCAUCCGGCUUGUGGUGAUGCAAAACUCCCCGGCCUCAUCGCGUUAUAAUGAGCAGAACAAUACAGUUUCCUCCAACUUCACACCUUUGACCCCUGACAUGCGCGAGAAGAGGAGCACGCUGGUCUGACACAUCCAGAGACUAGUGCUAAAAUUGAAACCUAAUUUCAAAGGAAAGAGAGCAUCCAUCUGCAUUCAUUAGUUUAUUGUGGACAUUUUCAUCAUGGAAAUGGAGUUAUUUUAUCCUCUGGACACUGGAUAGAGGCCAGAAGAAGACACAUGUGCAUGCCUAAACAGGGCAAACGUCUGGACACGUGUACAGUCACAAUGUUGUCUGCUAUAAAAAUGACAUAUGAUUUUGCAGCUAUGUCAAAAGCAUAAAUGUUGUGUUAGUGUGCAACACUAAGUAUAUAACUUAUUCAUUCUGAAUGUGUCUGUUGUGAAGUUUGAAUGUGUGCAUGUUUGUAAAUGUGUAAACUUAUAGGUAUAUUAUAAAGGAUACAUUUACAAUAAUAUAAGAAUUGUUUCACAGAUAAAACAAUAAAAAGUUCUCAUUCAAUGGACACUGAUGAACCCACUUGGCUGAAUGCAAUUGUUAAAUCAUCAUCUACAUUUAUGCAUUGCAUUUGGCACAUGCUUUUUUCCAUAGCAACUUACUUUGCAUUCAGUAUAUACAUUUUACUAUAUAUGUAUUCCCCAGGAAUCAAAUGCUGAUGAGUAGUUGAUCUACAUCAUCAUCAUUAUAAAUCAUAAUCUAAAAUGCAAUAUAUUUAUGAAGUAUAAUAAUAAAGAAAAGGUAACACUUUGCAAUAAGGUCUCAUUUGUUAACAUUAGUUAUUGCAUUAACUAACAUGAAUAAACAAUGAGCAAUAUAUUUUUUACAAGCAUUUAUUAAUCUUUAUUAAUGUAAGUUAAUAAAUUUUAGUUGUUAAUGUUCAUGUUAGUUCACAGUGCAUUAACUAAUGUUAACAGAUACAACUUUUGAUUUUAAAAAUGUAUUAAAUGUUGGAUUAACAUUAACUAAGAUUAUUAAAUGCUGUAGAAGUAUUGUUCAUUUGUUUUUGUUAACUAAUGAAACCUUAUUAGUGUUACCAAAGAUGAUGAUGAUGAUGAUGAUAAUCAUAAUAACUUAUUUUAUGGAAGAAAAAUUUUAUAUUAAUAUUAAAUAUUUUUGUGUUAAUUUAAAAAAAAUAGAGAUUUUUGACAAUCAAGUGAUAAAAGUGGUGAUUUCAUUCCUAUUUUCACUAAUAUAACGUUCCGAAAACUCGUGUA
This is a messenger RNA of Ctenopharyngodon idella (grass carp), 2172 nucleotides long. RefSeq names its product small integral membrane protein 36 (gene smim36). The record is from RefSeq and is a predicted model, not a curated record. Bases 722 to 1030 code for a protein of 102 amino acids. Lineage: Eukaryota; Metazoa; Chordata; Actinopteri; Cypriniformes; Xenocyprididae. The transcript has 2 exons.